Funneliformis geosporum is the source of this 324-nucleotide messenger RNA. Lineage: Eukaryota; Fungi; Glomeromycota; Glomeromycetes; Glomerales; Glomeraceae. The record is from the annotation of a GenBank genome assembly.
AUGGAGCAAGCAUGGAGGGAUGAAAGACAAGCCCGACAACAAAGAGAUGAUGAAAUCAUUAAUCUUAGAGAUACAGUAUGUGAAAAUGUUUAUGAAAAAUGUUGGUGGAAAAGAAGAUACACUGCAUGUACUCAACAGGCUCAGAAUUUAAAAAGAUAUUAUCGAAAUAUGGUUACCCUACCAGAUGUUAUGCAGGCGAUUAAUUAUGGACAUUCAUUAGGGGUUGUAGGAUUUAAUGAUGGUAUAAAAACUAAUAUAUUAGCAGAUAAGAUAGCAGGAAGGUUCACUCUUCCUAAUCCAUUUAAUAAUAAUGCAGGAAAUCUG